CAGCCAAAAUGUGUAUACUUUUACUUGACUAAAUUAGAUAUUGAGGAUUAAUUUAUUCUUAUUGUAAAGUCUGAAAUAGCUUCUCAUGCUGGAGUGAAAGCUCGUAAAAUCCUCCACAUGUGUAUUUAUGACUCCAUCCAAUCUGAUCUAUUUUAGGCUCAUGUGGUCACUCUUCAGUUAUCCCUGUGGCAGAGCUGGCGCUACCAGUUAUCUCCUGCAGGGGGAGCCAGAGAUCAACCAAGAGCCCAAAAAAUGCAGAGCUGAAAACCCGGAAAGGUUCUCGGGUGGUAUGCACUUUCAAAGACAAGACAUACAGCCCAGGAGACAGCUGGCAUCCUUAUCUGGAGCCCUUUGGAUUCAUGUACUGCAUGCGCUGUGUCUGCUCAGAGGCCAUGUGAAAUGCAAAACGAUCAAGUGCCCUGCUCUGCCCUGCGAACACCCAGUAGCUGAGCCUCAGCAGUGCUGUCCCAGAUGCACAGAUGAGCCCAGGACCCCUGCAGGGCUGAGAGCUUCAGUGAAGUCCUGCAGGUACAACGGGAGUGUUUAUCAGCCGGGGGAGACCUUCACCAAGCUCGACCUCUUCCCCUCCAAACGGAGCAACCAGUGUGUCGUGUGCACAUGCUCUAAUGGAAAUAUCUUCUGCGGUCUGAAGACAUGCCAACCAAUCACCUGUUCCUCUGCAGUCUCAGUCCCAGACACCUGCUGUUUGGUGUGUAAAGAUACUGGCACAAGUGUGUCCUCAUCAUCUGAGGAGGGAAACCAGCAACUGAACAGAGGCGUUAGGCAUUCAGUGGAUCAGUGUUCUGGAGAGCCGGGCAGGGUGCGGUUCGACCGUGCCACUCCCUCCAGGGUCAGGGCUGCUCCCCGAGGCUUCGCUAGACUCAACCUCAAAGGGGCUUCAGAGACCACCGUGAAGAUUUUGUUGCCGAGGAAACACCAUAGAGCGUGUUCCUACAAUGGCAAGACGUACUCUCAUGGAGACAUGUGGCACCCCGUUUUGGGUAAGGUCCUGGAAUGCAUCCUGUGCACUUGUACUGAUGGCGUCCAGGACUGCAAACGCAUCACUUGUCCCAGCCAGUACCCAUGCCAACAUCCUAUGAAAUCAGUGGGAAAGUGCUGCAAGACUUGUCCAGAACGUAGAACUGAACGUAACCAGACCCAGUGUUAUACUGGACAUAAGAGCAACGUCUUAGUGUAUAAAGUGGACUCAUCGAUGAAAGUGGACCCACCCGACACGGUCAGGAUCAUUGCUGUUGAAAAACAAAGUACUGCUGAGGUCGAAGUGCAAGUAUGGAAGACUGUAGAAGGUGUCUUAGAACUAAUGGAUAUUGGUGACGUUGAAAGAAAAAAUAUUGUGGAUAAUCCAGGAAAUUACACAUUACUGACAACACUUAAUGAAGAGACGUGGAAAAAGUUUAAAGAGGAGGGAGAACAUUUGAGUACAGCUCCUCAGACGACAAUCUGUGAAGACGGCAUUCGGGAGAUGGUGACUUUCUUAAAUCCCAAGCAGACAGAAGACGUAUGCUCACCCUGAAGGUUGUUUUACUCCCGUGACACUCCUUGUAUCGACCAAUAACUACAUGGAUAUCAUACAGUAAAUACUUUAUUCAUACAUGUUGACAUGUCCUGCGUCAUUCCUGUAUUACAAGUGGAAUUUCAAAAUUACAAUCUUGUUUUUCGUGUUUUUAACCAUCACACAUAUUUUAUAUGUAACUCAUUAGGUUACAAAACACAACUGGCAGAUAGUUCUGACAGCUUUCUUGAUUAAAAUGUGGUUAUGUUUUGUGGAGUAUAGAGAUCAGAGUUUAGAGCAGGAGACGCCCUCAGUGUGAAUCUUUUGGAUGAUUGAGGACCUUUGGGGAUCAGCAUUUCUCAAACAUACUCUUUGCUAUGAAAAUGAUUUGUAUUUGAGAACAUUUUAGGCAUCUGUUCAAAAUGUAAAGGUUUUCUAAGGCUGUUAUAUGAUUAUCAACAUAUUUAUUGUUAAUACAAACAGAGCUUUGUCAACUUAUUUAAAAUGUAUGGUUUUUUGAAUGCUUUUUGUAUAUACAUUUACAUUUCUUUGCAUCCAGAGUCAUUUUAUUAGGGUUUGAUCUGUCAGCCAAUACAGGGCUGUGCCGAAGCUGUUUGUUUUUGAGCGAGAAAACAGCCUUUUCCUAAUCCUUCUGAUGUGAAAAUGAAAACAUUGUGUAGCUAUUUUUAUGCAGCCACAGGAUUUGGUUUGUUAUUAUACACUAAUGACUUACCAAUCCACAUACCAGAAAUAUUUCUUUUUUUAAAGUGGUCAUAUUCGAUAUAGCUGAAUGCACUCUGUACAUCUGCUUACAAUUUUAACCCAUAAAGUUAUUCAGUGUUUUACACAAGU
Messenger RNA from Trematomus bernacchii (emerald rockcod), 2365 nucleotides. RefSeq names its product chordin-like 2 (gene chrdl2). Gene Ontology annotation, molecular function: protein binding. The transcript has 12 exons. The record is from RefSeq and is a predicted model, not a curated record. NCBI's taxonomy places the organism in Eukaryota, Metazoa, Chordata, Actinopteri, Perciformes, Nototheniidae. The coding region runs from base 128 to 1534 and encodes 468 amino acids.